CGCGCGCAGAUUCACCGGUGUCAUGGCUGCCAUAUUGGAGAGGAAGUAAUUCCCGGCCGCACCAGCGAAGAGAGAGACAGAGGGGGGAUUUAUUUUUAUCAUCCGACUGAUUCCCGGCGGGGCCACGGUUUCUGAAGCGCCCGCGGAGGGUUUGCAGGGUGCGGUCCUCCGUGUGCUCACGCCGAGUAGCGGAGAGGAGGCGACCGCUGCGAGAGUCAGGUGGCGUGUAAUUCCGAGCAGAAGAAAAUAGGAAAACGGUGGGGGGAGUAAAAAAUAAAAAAAAGAAAGGGAAUUAUAGUCGGUUUCAAUCUAGAGAGGGAGAAAGAUGGCGGACCCGGCAGAGUGCACCAUCAAAGUGACGUGCCGUUUCAGGCCUCUCAACGAUUCUGAGGUGACUAGGGGUGACAAGUAUAUCCCAAAGUUUCAAGGAGAGGACAGUGUGGUCAUUGGGGGUAAACCAUAUGUGUUUGACCGGGUAUUCCAGUCCAGUACAUCACAGGAACAAGUGUACAAUGCUUGUGCCAGACAGAUUGUUAAAGAUGUUCUAGAAGGCUACAAUGGCACAAUAUUUGCAUAUGGACAGACCUCUUCUGGGAAAACACAUACAAUGGAGGGAAAACUCCAUGAUCCAGAUGGUAUGGGUAUUAUUCCCAGGAUAGUACAAGAUAUUUUCAAUUACAUUUACUCAAUGGAUGAAAACCUAGAGUUUCAUAUUAAGGUUUCAUAUUUUGAAAUUUAUUUGGACAAGAUUAGAGACUUGCUGGAUGUUUCAAAGACUAAUUUGUCUGUGCAUGAAGAUAAGAACAGGGUACCUUAUGUGAAGGGUUGCACUGAACGGUUCGUUUGUAGUCCAGAUGAAGUUAUGGAUACAAUUGAUGAAGGAAAAUCUAACCGGCAUGUAGCAGUAACAAAUAUGAAUGAACACAGCUCUAGAAGUCACAGCAUCUUUCUUAUUAAUGUAAAACAGGAAAAUACUCAAACUGAACAGAAACUUAGUGGAAAAUUGUAUCUUGUUGAUUUAGCAGGAAGUGAAAAGGUCAGUAAAACUGGAGCAGAGGGAGCAGUGCUGGAUGAAGCCAAGAACAUUAACAAGUCUUUGUCAGCCCUUGGAAAUGUCAUUUCUGCUCUUGCAGAAUGCAGUACAUAUAUUCCUUACAGAGACAGUAAAAUGACAAGAAUUCUUCAAGAUUCGCUUGGUGGUAACUGCAGAACAACCAUAGUCAUUUGCUGCUCACCUUCAUCCUAUAAUGAAGCUGAAACCAAGUCCACGCUUAUGUUUGGUCAGAGAGCCAAGACAAUUAAGAAUACAGUAUCAGUUAAUGUGGAGCUGACGGCAGAACAGUGGAAAAAGAAAUAUGAAAAAGAAAAGGAGAAAAACAAAUCAUUACGAAAUACUAUACAGUGGCUUGAAAAUGAACUCAAUAGGUGGCGCAAUGGUGAAAGUGUUCCUGUGGAAGAGCAGUUUGAUAAAGAGAAAGCAAAUGCUGAAUUUCUUGCCCUUGAUAAUGUGGUUAAUGAUAAAAAUGUUCCCACACCUGGAAUACCUGCGGUUAAAUGUACUGAUGCAGAGAGAGAGAAGUUUGAACAACAAAUUGCUAAACUAUAUAAACAGCUUGAUGACAAGGAUGAUGAAAUCAACCAACAAAGCCAGUUGACUGAGAAACUGAAGCAACAGAUGAUGGACCAGGAGGAGCUUUUGGCCUCAUCUCGACGUGACCAUGAGAAUUUGCAGGCAGAACUUAAUCGUCUUCAGGCUGAAAAUGAAGCAUCCAAAGAGGAGGUUAAAGAAGUACUCCAAGCACUUGAAGAACUGGCAGUCAACUAUGACCAGAAGUCUCAGGAAGUGGAGGACAAGACUAAGGAAUCAGAAACACUAAGUGAUGAGCUGAAUCAAAAAUCGACAACAUUAGCAUCUGUUGAUUCAGAGUACCAGAAACUAAGAGAGAUGACUAACCAUCAAAAGAAGCGUGUGACAGAGAUGAUGUCCUCUCUCCUGAAAGACCUGGCUGAAAUAGGAAUUGCAAUUGGUAGCAAUGAUAUCAAGCAACAUGAAGGAAGCGGUGUAAUAGAUGAAGAGUUCACAGUGGCUCGACUGUACAUCAGCAAGAUGAAAUCUGAAGUCAAAACUAUGGUUAAACGAUGCAAGCAGUUAGAAGGCUCUCAAGCAGAGAGCAACAAAAAAAUGGAUGAGAAUGAAAAGGAGCUGGCUGCCUGUCAGCUCCGCAUCUCACAGCAUGAAGCUAAGAUAAAAUCUCUCACAGAGUACCUCCAGAAUGUGGAACAAAAGAAGAGACAGCUGGAAGAAUCUGUGGAUACUCUGAAUGAAGAGAUGGUAAAGCUUCGUGCUCAGGAGAAAGUCCAUGCCAUGGAGAAGGAGAAUGAAAUUCAGUCUGCCAAUGAAGUUAAGGAGGCUGUUGAACAACAGAUACAGAGUCACCGAGAAUCUCAUCAGAAACAGAUUAGCAGCCUUAGAGAUGAAUUGGACAAGAAAGAGAAGCUCAUUACAGAGCUACAAGAUCUUAACCAGAAGAUCAUGCUUGAACAGGAACGUCUACGUGUGGAACAUGAGAAGCUCAAGACGACAGAUCAAGAGAAAAGCCGCAAGCUUCAUGAGCUUACUGUAAUGCAAGACAGGAGAGAACAAGCACGGCAGGAUCUCAAGGGUCUGGAGGAAACGGUUGCUAAGGAGCUGCAGACUCUUCACAAUCUGCGGAAAUUGUUUGUUCAAGAUCUUGCAACCAGAGUGAAGAAGAGUGCAGAGAUGGACUCAGAUGAUACUGGUGGGAGUGCUGCUCAGAAACAGAAAAUUUCCUUUCUUGAAAAUAACCUUGAACAGCUUACCAAGGUCCACAAACAGUUGGUGCGUGAUAAUGCAGAUCUUCGUUGUGAGCUUCCUAAACUGGAGAAACGUCUGCGGGCUACAGCUGAGCGAGUUAAGGCCUUGGAGUCUGCGCUGAAGGAAGCCAAAGAAAAUGCAGCUCGUGACAGAAAACGAUACCUGCAGGAAGUUGACCGUAUUAAGGAAGCUGUACGGGCAAAGAAUAUGGCUAGGCAAAGGCACUCCGCUCAGAUAGCCAAACCCAUUCGCCCUGGCCAUCCUCCAGUUGCUUCACCUACACAUCCAAAUAUGAAUCGCCCAGGUUUUGGGUUUUACCAGAAUAGCCAAUCUGUUGCAAUCCGUGGAGGUGGAGGAAAGCAGGACAAGAACUGUUGAAGAUUGAGGAGAUGUAAAAAGGAAAAUUUAAAAAUGGAUACCCUGUCAUUCCAUGCAGUGAACUCUCCACCAUAAGGGAGUCACAAGAUUUUUUUUUUUUUUUUUUUGGUAAAUUGGGUAUAUAUUAAAAAUGAACCUGACCUGUACAGUUCUUUCCAAUGCAGAUUUUUUUUUUUUUUUUGCUCUCUAAAACAAAAUGAUAUUCUUUACGCAUCAGACAAAAAAAACAGAACGGAUGCAAAAGUGCAAUCCAACGAUUAACUACGAGUCAUUCUAAUGUGUAGCUCAAUUUUCUUGCACAGUCUGUUGUCAUUCAUGUCUUAAAUUAGUCUGCACUGUGCCAAGCUGAAUGUAUGUUAUAAACAGAAAGACAUGAAGAUGGUGGGGUUGGGGGAAAUGGGGGCGAAUGGGGGUGCUUUUUGAGGGUUUUUGAUUGGGAACAUUAGCUGAAAUGUCCUAGCCUACUUUGUGUACAUUUCAUUGUUUUUAGGGAUUGUAAAACGUUAUCUGCGUUAGAUUUGAUAAGCUUGUUAAAGAAUUUUUGAAAUGAAUUGAUAGAACACUACUUGUCCAUCUGUACAGAUCAAGAUAGCCAUGUACAUCAUGUUUUCUUGAAACAUUUAUUUAGUGAUGGGGGGGGGGCGGGGUGGGGGGGGUGUUGUCAUAGGCUGUGUAAAAACAAAGCAAAAAAAAAAAAAAAACACGUAAAAAGCUGUACUAUAUACAUUUUCUGAUUGGUGCACUUGAGAAUGGAGCCUGUGGAAAGUUAAACUUUGGGAUUUUGGAGUGCUUUGUUUUUUUUUUUUUUAAAUUAUUAAACAGUAUGUGAUUGCAUUUGAGCAGAAAAGGAUGAAGCAGAACCAAGAAAACUGCGUACAGAGUAAUGACCAGACCUUAACUACAGGUGACUAAAUGCAAGUACUGUGCUGUAUAAAAAUGAAGAUUUGUUACAAAUAACUGUAUAAGUGUGGCGCCUGCUGGUGGCUAAAAUUACAAGCGCGCUUGUCCUGUCCACGGGAUUGGCCGAGUUCCAGCUUUCAUUUUUUUUAUUCUGGUUUUACAAAUCACUGUUGGAUGAGGACCAUAUUUAUUAUUAUUAUUUUUAGGUUUGAAUCAGAUUCAUGAGCACAUUCAACUUACUCUAAGGUGUAUUUUUUUUUCUCACAACAUUUUUGCUUAACCCCAUUUGCUGGGGAAACGAUAUUAAAAGACAAACCCUUAUUUAAUUUUUCUCAUCACUGCUUGUGACUGUAUGUCAGAUAGCUACAUACAGACUAACACAGCUGCUGUGUUAUAGUGAGCAUGAGGCUUCAAAUUCGAUGCACACAUAUUAUCCAUUUUUUAGAUUGACUUUACAAAUGGGCAAAAAAGAGCAGAUUAGCUGCAGCUACACUACACUCCCCUUAAGACGACAGUCCCAACGUCCUCCUAUUUAUUUUUUGUCAUCUGGGUUUCAUCACUCCUAGUGCUGAUCAGCCAGUCAGUGAAUGGGAAGUUGACAACGAAACAGCAUGUGGAGGCAAUGUUUGGAUAUUUACAAAUCCGGCUGAUCUUUUACUAGUAUUUUUUUAAGUGUUUUUUUUACUAGCCUUUUCAAUAUUUUAAAACUAAAAGCAAAUCCUUAAGCCUCUUUAUUUUGUAUUUAAUUGUGAAUAAACAUUUGAAUAUAAUAAUUGCCCAGAAUCUGUUAAAUAUUUUGUAUUCAGAAAGACGAAAGGGUUUGACCGCCUUCUCGUAAGUGCAAUAUACGACAGAAGGAAGCGUUAGCGUUCCCAAGAAUUAGGACGGCACAGCUUCAGAUUCAGGCAAGCGUUCUUCCCCAUCAAGACCCCAAUGCACUUCACUCCUCGCUUGCAUUUUACUUUGAAAUCUGAUACAAUCGGAAAUACUGUGGCUGAAAGCUAGAGCAUGUGCCGGAUUUGUAUUGGACACUGGAAUCAAAAACGGCUAAAGUGAGCGUAAAAUGAAUUCAGGUUAACCGAUAAUCUUAGUCUAGAGGGAGGCAAAUGACCUGGACAGGACAAUGCGCACUGCGGCUACUCCGAGUUCUCUGUGUGCAGCUCGCACAGCAAAAUGAAUUUCCGUGUAUCCUUCGAGUGCUUUCUGUAAGCUUGUUUGCCCUAGGAAUUGAAUUCAAAUAAAAGUCUAAUAUUUA
Molecule: messenger RNA, 5369 nt
Organism: Erpetoichthys calabaricus (reedfish)
Lineage: Eukaryota; Metazoa; Chordata; Cladistia; Polypteriformes; Polypteridae
Product: kinesin-1 heavy chain
Exons: 26
Coding region: 326-3214 (962 amino acids)
Biological process (GO): microtubule-based movement
Molecular function (GO): microtubule binding; microtubule motor activity; ATP binding
Source: RefSeq, a predicted model, not a curated record